This is a messenger RNA of Pan troglodytes (chimpanzee), 1646 nucleotides long. RefSeq names its product solute carrier family 25 member 39 (gene SLC25A39). The coding region runs from base 176 to 1273 and encodes 365 amino acids. Lineage: Eukaryota; Metazoa; Chordata; Mammalia; Primates; Hominidae. The transcript has 12 exons. The record is from RefSeq and is a predicted model, not a curated record. Gene Ontology annotation, cellular component: mitochondrion. Gene Ontology annotation, biological process: mitochondrial transmembrane transport.
GGGGCCUCGUGGCGCGGUGUAGGGGCGGGGCCCCCUUGGCUGCUUUCGGCGUCGGCCUAGGUGCGCUGCGAGCGCGCGCGGACCGCGCACAGGCGGCGGAACCGGUAUGGGCCCGCCUGGCCCUGGGCGCCGCGCCGCACGAGCACCAACCUAGAGCCAGGACUGAAGCUUCAAGAUGGCUGACCAGGACCCUGCGGGCAUCAGCCCCCUCCAGCAAAUGGUGGCCUCAGGCGCCGGGGCUGUGGUUACCUCUCUCUUCAUGACACCCCUGGACGUGGUGAAGGUUCGCCUGCAGUCUCAGCGGCCCUCCAUGGCCAGCGAGCUGAUGCCUUCCUCCAGACUGUGGAGCCUCUCCUAUACCAAAUUGCCCUUCUCUCUCCAAUCCACAGGGAAGUGCCUCCUGUACUGCAAUGGUGUCCUGGAGCCUCUGUACCUGUGCCCAAAUGGUGCCCGCUGUGCCACCUGGUUUCAAGACCCUACCCGCUUCACUGGCACCAUGGAUGCCUUCGUGAAGAUCGUGAGGCACGAGGGCACCAGGACCCUCUGGAGCGGCCUCCCCGCCACCCUGGUGAUGACUGUGCCAGCUACCGCCAUCUACUUCACUGCCUAUGACCAACUGAAGGCCUUCCUGUGUGGUCGAGCCCUGACCUCUGACCUCUACGCACCCAUGGUGGCUGGCGCGCUGGCCCGCUUGGGCACCGUGACUGUGAUCAGCCCCCUGGAGCUUAUGCGGACAAAGCUGCAGGCUCAGCAUGUGUCGUACCGGGAGCUGGGUGCCUGUGUUCGAACUGCAGUGGCUCAGGGUGGCUGGCGCUCACUGUGGCUGGGCUGGGGCCCCACUGCCCUUCGAGAUGUGCCCUUCUCAGUGCAUCCCUCACCCCAAGCCCUGUACUGGUUCAACUAUGAGCUGGUGAAGAGCUGGCUCAAUGGGCUCAGGCCGAAGGACCAGACUUCUGUGGGCAUGAGCUUUGUGGCUGGUGGCAUCUCAGGGACGGUGGCUGCAGUGCUGACUCUACCCUUUGACGUGGUAAAGACCCAACGCCAGGUCGCUCUGGGAGCAAUGGAGGCUGUGAGAGUGAACCCCCUGCAUGUGGACUCCACCUGGCUGCUGCUGCAGAGGAUCCGGGCCGAGUCGGGCACCAAGGGACUCUUUGCAGGCUUCCUUCCUCGGAUCAUCAAGGCUGCCCCCUCCUGUGCCAUCAUGAUCAGCACCUAUGAGUUCGGCAAAAGCUUCUUCCAGAGGCUGAACCAGGACCGGCUUCUGGGCGGCUGAAAGGGGCAAGGAGGCAAGGACCCCGUCUCUCCCACGGAUGGGGAGAGGGCAGGAGGAGACCCAGCCAAGUGCCUUUUCCUCAGCACUGAGGGAGGGGGCUUGUUUCCCUUCCCUCCCGGCGACAAGCUCCAGGGCAGGGCUGUCCCUCUGGGCGGCCCAGCACUUCCUCAGACACAACUUCUUCCUGCUGCUCCAGUCGUGGGGAUCAUCACUUACCCACCCCCCAAGUUCAAGACCAAAUCUUCCAGCUGCCCCCUUCGUGUUUCCCUGUGUUUGCUGUAGCUGGGCAUGUCUCCAGGAACCAAGAAGCCCUCAGCCUGGUGUAGUCUCCCUGACCCUUGUUAAUUCCUUAAGUCUAAAGAUGAUGAACUUC